AUGACCUCUUCUCGUCAAGAAAUCCCCCUAACCAGCCCCCGCCGCUCCAACUUCACCGAAUCCACCUCCAAACCGAUCAUCGUGAUCGUGAGCCCGACCACCCCAGCAGUCUCAGAAGCAGACUCACCACCAUCUUCUCCAUCCUCGCAGGAACCAUCUUCCCCUCCCCCGGCCCGCCGCUCAUCCUACACCUCCCUCCUGGCGAAGAUCUCUCGAGACGCACAUAUCCUAACCAUUACCUCGCUCGAGUCCCUCGAAGAAACACUGACCCAGCACGGUCCCAAAAUCGCCGGCUUCAUCAUCUCCUCGACGGCAAUCCUCCAUCCAAUCCAUCAUGCACUCGCCAUGCGUCUCGCUGAGCUCGCACACAACAACCACACAGAACCCCCCACCAACCCACCCACUACCUCAGCCUCUAACCCCACCCCCUCCUCAAAAGAAGAAGGCUCAGAAAGAGGCAGAAGAAUCUACACAAUCAUCUUCGCGCUCUCCUUCGCCAGCACCGCCAUCUCCACCCCCCUCCUCUUCGCCUCCUUCAUGCGCACCAUCUUCCACCUCCCCUGGCGUCUCAGCGGGAUGACGAACCAGAAAGUGAAAACGAAGCUGCGCGCCUCCGUGCUCCGCAAACUGGGACAGCGGGUCUACCGCGUACGAUACUGCUUCCGGAGCGUGUUUUUGCGGAAUGUGAAGUUGGCGGAUAAGGUUGUUGUUGCGACGGGGGAGUUUCCGGUGGGUGGGCAACGGGUUUCGACUACUAGUAUGGGUGUGGAUGUGGCUUUUUGGUUGGGGGAUGGGAGUGGGGAUUUUGAUGAUGAUGAUGGAGAUGAAGAUGGGUAUGGAGAGGGAGGGGAUGGGACUGAGACGGCGAGUACGGAUGAGGAGAUGGAGGAGGAUUGGCAGAGUGAGGAGAGUGAGGGGACGGCUGUGGGGGGUGAUUUUGGGGAUGGGUAUUCGUUUCUCGGGGAGGAGGGUGAGUAUCUUCAGGGCGGUUCUGCUGAUCUUGUGGUGAACGGGGAUGGGGAUGCAGCGAUGCAGGUGGACGAGGACGCCGGGUUUCUGGCUGAUGUGGAGGAUAACGAGGUGGAUGGGUUGGAUGUUCAUCCUAUCGUCACUACUACGUUUGUUGUUGGCAAUCAUGUCAACAGCGGCAGUGUCAACAUGAACAACGGGGCCCAUCAAGUCGACGACGUCUUCUCAGACAACAGCACCUUCUUGAGUCCAACUUCCCUCCUCACGAACAGUCCUGCUGCUACCGUCUCCACGCCUGCCACCACAACCGUGGCAUCAUCCUUCGAGGAAGACGACGAGGAGGACGAUGAUGACGAAGAAGCUGAAACCGCACUCGCCGCCGGCACCAUCAUCCAAACCAUCGAAGGAGAAGAAGACCUAGACGACUCCGAGGACUUGGACAUGGACUUCAACCUAUCCACCACUCAUAUCCACGCGCACAUCACCAACCACAACAACAACAACAACAACCCAUCCCUCAACCUCCUCCACGCAACCAACUACGCCCUCAACCUCACCACCCCCAACACCACUGGCAACUAUGACUCAGAUAACAACGAAGAAAACAUAACCCCACCACCCCCCCUCCACCCAACCGACACCGACUGGGUCCCCUCCGACGACGAAGGCACCAGCGUGGACCUCUGCUGCGCAGACAGCCCGAUCGUGAUCCACGAGUUCAAGCGAACCGUCCUGCGCGACGACGGCGUGCAAGAGAAGGUGCCGUGCGGGUAUGUCGGGUUCGUGGGCCAUGUUGAUGAUAGUCGGUCAAUGAGUACGUUGAUUUUGGGGAUGUGUGCGGUGCCGAAACUUGUUGAGGAUCCAUCUGGUUAAUCAUUUGGUUCGGUCGAUGGAUGGAUGGAUGUGUCUUGCUUCUAGGAAUGGGAGUGGACCGUGUUGAUGCGGUUGGAUUGUAAUGUGAGAAGGGUUUUAUGUGGAUUGGCUGGAGAGAAAGUGGUUGAACUAGUUACGGGUGAUAGAAAUUGAUUGAUGGGGUUGAUAUUGACGAAAGAAAAGAACAGGAAAGAUCUAACUAGUUGAGAAAGAAAGACAGAAGUCGUCUAGAAAAGAGAUCAAGUGAGGUGGAAUGACCAUA
Molecule: messenger RNA, 2104 nt
Organism: Aspergillus melleus
Lineage: Eukaryota; Fungi; Ascomycota; Eurotiomycetes; Eurotiales; Aspergillaceae
Exons: 1
Coding region: 1-1842 (613 amino acids)
Source: RefSeq, a predicted model, not a curated record